Messenger RNA from Schistosoma haematobium, 1316 nucleotides. Its product is annotated as Glycogenin-1, variant 2. The transcript is spliced from 6 exons. The record is from RefSeq and is a predicted model, not a curated record. Gene Ontology annotation, cellular component: cytoplasm. The coding region runs from base 216 to 1097 and encodes 293 amino acids. Gene Ontology annotation, molecular function: glycosyltransferase activity. NCBI's taxonomy places the organism in Eukaryota, Metazoa, Platyhelminthes, Trematoda, Strigeidida, Schistosomatidae.
UACUAAACAACAAUUGAACUACAGAGUAUUCAUUAUCCACUUCAAUCUCGAUAGCUAAUGUUUUAAUUUGCAGCAUUCGUUUUCUAUUGAAUAAUAAUCACUCCUCAAUUGCAUAACAUGAUACAGUUUUGUUUUAAUUUGUUACAUUAGUUGUACUAGUGGCUGUGACAGGUCCGAUUUACAAUCCCAAUGUGAUCGGUUACAGUUGAUUAGAAAUGGGUAGAGAAUCGUUUGUUACCCUUGCAACAAAUGAUGAAUACUGUGUGGGUGCACUUGUUUUAGCAGCAUCCCUAAAACAAUCAGAAACGUCUAAAGAGCUUACCAUUCUUGUAACCCCUGGUCUCUCAUCACAGAUGAGACAACUGCUCUGCAGCACUUAUGAUAAUGUAAUCGAAGUACAACCAGUUAUAACCAAAGGCUGGAGUCUGCCUGUUAUUGGUGGUAGAACAGAGCUCAUUGAAACAUUCACAAAAAUUCAGGUUUGGAGUCUUACUCAGUUUACCAAAGUUGUAUUUAUGGAUGCUGAUACUCUGGUUUUGCAGAACGUUGAUGAAUUGUUCAACAGAUCUGGGUUUACUGCUGCACCUGAUCCUCUGUGGCCAGACUGUUUUAAUUCUGGUGUCUUUAUAUUAGAGCCUUCUAUGGACACGUACAACGGUCUUCUACGAAUGUUGUUUGACUCUGGGAGUUUUGAUGGAAGAGAACAAGGUUUACUGAACACAUAUUUUUCCAACUGGUUAGAAGGAGAUAUAUCACACAGACUACCUUGUAUAUACAACUGUAUUUGUCGUAUAUCAGAUGACACAAGUUUUGAAUUCUAUACAAGUAGAUCCGCUUGGGUUCAGUUUGGCGGAUCUGUUCGAGUUGUGCAUUUUGCUGGUCCAAUCAAACCUUGGCAUAAAACAUCCGCGGCCAAAACAUGUAGUCAAGCUGCUUUUCGUACAUUCUUUAAUACUGAUAAAAAUAGACGAUCAAUAUGUCGUGUAGCUGGUAUGCUGGCCUACUGGUGGUCAUUAUUUCUAAUUCUUGUACGACCACAACUUUAUCCUGAUAUGCUGGCUUCGCAAGUGUUCACAGACCUAAUUGGGACUUUUUAAUUCAUCAAACCUGAUUGGUACGCAUUAUGAAUUCUUAGGUUGGAUAGUGGCUAUGACAAGGGACAUCCGCUUGUCUACUAUAAGCUAUUUGGCUGUUUUGAUACUGCAUUUGCAAUACAGAGACUUUUUGUGUAGAACACUGAAUGAAAGUUCAACACGAACUCAUGAGGAAUUCUUGUGAAUUGGAAGUUAUUCAUUAAUGGAUCAUUUGUGCUGGAU